AUGGUUUUGUCAUCACCAUGGAGACAGUUUGUUGUGGGCCACAGGAGGAAGUGGGAGUCCCAGACCAGAGUGGGAAAGUUGUUUGCAGGGAAUCUGUUGGUGCCAUCAGCGGUCUUCCUUACUGGCGGCUCCCACUCCAUAUUUGUGGAAACAUGUCACCUCCUCAGCCUGGUGUCCAUGUCGCUGCAACAGUUCACAAACCAACAUCGCAUCUACAUUGUGCCAGAGGUUAACCACAUGUGGACCCAGCACACAGAGUCCAUUCUGGCUACAAUUGGUGACAGUCCACUGAUCGUAUCUGGAGAUGCACGGUGUGAUUCGCCCGGCCAUUGUGACUCCUUUGACUCUUACACCAUCCUGGACUCUGCUUCCCACCUGAUCCUCGCCCAGGAGACUGUGCAUGUGACCGAAGUGAAGAACAGCUACUGGUUAGAGACUGGGGGAUUAGAGAGAUGCCUGCAACACAUUGAGGUAAGAUAUCACCUAACCUAUAUUUUGUAGCUAGCCUAAGAGUUGUAAGUGAGUAUUUGAUGGCUGUAUGAAGAGGAUGUGGGUACCUUUAGGAUAAUAAUAAAACCAUUAUUACUAACAGGCCCAUGGAUGCAGUAUUGAAACCCUGGCCACUGACAGGCAUCCAAGUGUGAGGGUGCACUUGAGGGACUCACAUGCUGAUAUCUGGCAUGAGUAUGACCUGUGA
Coregonus sp. 'balchen' is the source of this 697-nucleotide messenger RNA. The record is from the annotation of a GenBank genome assembly. Lineage: Eukaryota; Metazoa; Chordata; Actinopteri; Salmoniformes; Salmonidae.